AUCUCAUACUGCUAUUGAGAGACAAACCCGGCGGCCGACGCUCCAAUCAUGGAUUGGUCCCUGAAUACUGGUCAGAAGCUCUUAUUACUUUUCCUCGCCACCGUAACCCUGCAAACCGCUUAUGGGUCCGAGUCCUCUGGGAGCAUCAGCGUGCCGCGGCCUGACUGCAAAAACAAGUGUGGCGACGUCAGCAUCCCGUACCCGUUUGGCAUCGGAAACGGCUGCUUCCAACAAACACCCUUUAAUGUCACAUGCAAUAAGAAGGGGGCAUAUCUGGCCUCAGCUGAUGUUAAGGUAUUGGAAAUCAAUCUUAACUUUGGCGAGGUUCGUGUUCAGAACCCAUACAUAUCAUGGAAUUGUUACAGCACCAACGGCACCAAUAAAACAAGUGAUCUGGAUUUCUUAAGUUUGGAUUAUUUUCAUAAGGUUUCCAACACCAAAAAUAAGUUGACAUAUAUCGGGUGUUCUGAGCUUGCAAUGAUCGUGGGAUACAGCGGCAACCUUCCUAACUUUACUGUCAACUCAUGCUUUUCGUAUUGCGAUUUCGAAGGAGACGUCAAGGAUAGCACAGAGUGCCUUGGCAUGGGUUGCUGCCAAGCCUCCAUUGCAGGAAACAUCAGCCAAUAUUACACCUUUACCACACCAGUACCAGAUAUGUACAACUCUACCAUUUGGUCUUACAGCCCGUGCAGCUACUCAUUUGUUGUUGAGGAGGACUCGUUCAAGUUUGAUCGUUCCUAUGUCCACUCUUCAAGUAAUUUCUUAAGUCAAUACCCAGAUGGGGUCCCUUUGGUAGUCGAUUGGGUUGUUGGUAAUGAAAGUUGUUCAGAAGCCAUCAAGAUGGGACCACAGUAUGCUUGCCAAGCCAGGAAUAGUUCAUGCGUUGAUGUGUCUAAUGGCCCGGGUUACCGCUGCAAUUGCUCUCGAGGUUACGAGGGUAAUCCCUACCUAAAAGAUGGGUGCCGAGAUAUCAAUGAGUGCGAACCUCCAAAUCAGUCCUCGUAUCCUUGCAAAGGUCAUUGCGAAAACACAGAUGGAAACUACACCUGUUCAUGCCUAUCAGGACUCAGCAGCGACGAUCCAAAGAGCAUAGAAUGCGUUAAAGCUGACACAAACACAGGCUACACAGCUCGGAACAUGGCCAUAGGCAUAUCCGCCAGCAUCAUCUUCCUCAUGGUCUGUAUCUUCGCUCUGCAUGCCGAGUAUCAGAAAAGGAAGCUGGAAAAAGAGAAGGAAAGAUUUUUCGAUCAGAAUGGUGGUCAAAUAUUAUACCAUCAAAUUAUGUCAAAACAAGUCGACACAUUGAAGAUAUACACGCAAGAAGACCUGAAGAAGGCUACAAACGAUUUUGACGAGAGCAGAGAGCUGGGUAGGGGCGGUCACGGCACCGUCUACAAGGGCAUUCUCAAGGACAACAGGGUGGUAGCCGUGAAGCGCUCAAAGCUCAUGAAUGUUGCCGAAACCAAUGAAUUCGUACAGGAGAUUAUUAUACUUUCACAGAUCAACCACCGGAAUGUGGUCAAGCUUCUUGGGUGCUGCUUGGAGGUGGAGGUCCCCAUACUGGUCUAUGAAUUCAUCUCGAACGGCACUGUCUUUGAGUUCAUCCAUGGUAGUCGUAACAACUACGAAAGCCCGCCUCCCUCGCUGGACACACGUCUCAGGAUUGCUCAAGAAUCAGCGGAAGCACUGUCCUAUCUGCAUCUGUCCACAAACCACCCUAUUGUCCAUGGAGAUGUCAAGUCCAUGAACAUUCUCCUAGACGACAACUACAUGGCGAAAGUGACAGACUUUGGGGCGUCAAGGACUCUCCCGAAGGAUGAGGUUCAGUUCAUGACAUUGGUCCAAGGCACCCUGGGUUACCUGGACCCUGAGUACCUGCAGGAGAGGCAGCUCACGGACAAGAGCGACGUUUACAGUUUCGGGGUCGUGCUGCUGGAGCUGAUCACGGGGAAGACGGCGAUCUACCACGACGGCCCCAAGCAAGGCAAGAGCUUGGUGUCAUUCUUCAUGCUCGCGAUGAAGGAGGGGAACCUCGAGGGCAUCCUUGACGCGAGCAUAGUGCACGCUGGGAUGGAGACACUGCUCGGAGAAGUCGCCGAGCUGGGGAGGAUGUGCUUGGCCGCUAGUGGCGAAGAUAGGCCUUCCAUGAUCCAGGUGGCCGACAAGCUGAAGGCCCUACGAAGCACCUGGAGGAAAAAACUGGUGAUAGAGCGUUCGUUCGUGGGCUUGUCAUCUGCAGCUUCGGCACCUUGGUACCCUCCACCGUCGAGUACAUGCUCGACGGUGCCGCACAUGACUGGAAUAGGUAUUGACACACCCAGAUGAUAGUUUCAAUUGAUUAUUGCACCAUGCUAGUGAGAGGCUUGGAGCUUCGGGUCUUAAUGCUAUCCGUGGUCGUCCUGUAUUUGUGAACUAUUAUUGUAUGGACGUGGUUGCUUUAUUUAUAAAACGAGGCAAAAUACUAUUUUGAGAGUGUUAAUAUAGAAGUUGGAAUUUGGUUAUUACAAGAUGUAUAUCGUAGUUUUUGUAAUGCCGGCAUAGU
Molecule: messenger RNA, 2542 nt
Organism: Lolium rigidum
Lineage: Eukaryota; Viridiplantae; Streptophyta; Magnoliopsida; Poales; Poaceae
Product: wall-associated receptor kinase 5-like
Exons: 4
Coding region: 49-2325 (758 amino acids)
Biological process (GO): cell surface receptor signaling pathway; protein phosphorylation
Cellular component (GO): plasma membrane
Molecular function (GO): protein serine/threonine kinase activity; ATP binding; polysaccharide binding
Source: RefSeq, a predicted model, not a curated record